Molecule: messenger RNA, 502 nt
Organism: Arabidopsis arenosa
Lineage: Eukaryota; Viridiplantae; Streptophyta; Magnoliopsida; Brassicales; Brassicaceae
Source: the annotation of a GenBank genome assembly
AGAGUAAGAGCUAAACCAGAUAUUUCAUGAGGAAAAUGAAGAGUGAGUUUUUUACAUUGAUGGCAAUAAUGUCUCUACUCUUAGCCUUCUCGUUAGUCCAUGGAGGAGGAGAGCCUGGAACACCUUCUAAUGCAGCCGUUACCCCAAGUAGUCCAACCGGAGGAUCCAGCGGUUCAAGCGGUUCGGCUCAUGGACCUAAUUGGGGAUAUAGUUGGGGAUGGGGUUCAGUCCCAGGAGGUGGUUAUGGCUAUGGUUCUGGUUCGGGUUCGUCACCAGAUGGAGGAGGAAAAGGGUCUGGAUUCGGGUUUGGGUCGGGUUCAGGUUCAGGAACUGGAUUUGGGUCUGGCUCGGGAGGAGGAGGAGCCACAGACGGUGGUUCUGGCCAUGGAAGUGGGACCGGACACGCUGGUGAAGGCGGUGGCUCAGGCAGUGGAAAUGGUGGAGGAUCUCCAGGUCGUAGAGAGAGGAGCCAACACCGUUAAAAGAAAGCUUUCUUGUUAUU